Messenger RNA from Colias croceus (clouded yellow), 837 nucleotides. RefSeq names its product heat shock factor-binding protein 1. The record is from RefSeq and is a predicted model, not a curated record. Lineage: Eukaryota; Metazoa; Arthropoda; Insecta; Lepidoptera; Pieridae. Gene Ontology annotation, molecular function: transcription corepressor activity. The transcript has 2 exons. The coding region runs from base 282 to 530 and encodes 82 amino acids. Gene Ontology annotation, biological process: cellular heat acclimation. Gene Ontology annotation, cellular component: nucleus; cytosol.
ACUUGGAGAUUUCGUCUACGUUGCUGCCAGGAUUUACGAUUUUAUUAUAAUUAUUAUUUAAAAUACCCAAAAAUAACCAAUUAAAAUAAAUAAAAAGCUAGGUAGAUGUUGUGUGGGCAGUUUUGUCAAAAUACCUUUCGUAAUCGGACUUCAGAACAAACUUUGUUUAUGUCGUAUCCUAGCAUGAGAUAGCGGCAUUGAGUUUCAGAAUUAUUUAUUUGUAUCUUAGUAACGAAUAGUCAGUUUCCUGGUUUUAGAAGAGCAAUUGGUUUACAAGAGCAAUGGCAGAUCCCAAAGUUGAACAGCCUACAUCAGAUGUAGAAACUAAUUAUACUCCAAGUAACGAUCCUAAGAAUAUGCAAGAAGUAACGCAAUACGUACAAUCUCUCCUGCAAAACAUGCAAGAUAAGUUCCAGAGUAUGUCAGACCAGAUCAUCAACAGAAUAGACGAAAUGGGAACUCGUGUGGAUGAGCUGGAGAAGAACAUCACAGACCUGAUGACACAAGCGGGUGUUGAGAAUGAGAAGUAGCAGUAGUAGUGUUACACCCAAAGAUAGGUUGCCUGCAAUAAUUAUGUAAGAAAUAAGGUUAGGCUUUAUAGUUGGGUAGGAUGUUCUAAAGUGUACUGCAUUCCAACACGUUUAUAAAUUUGGUGAGAAUUUUAGAUAAAAUGGUCAAUAUACUUGUCACUUCUUACUAACAGUAAUUUAAUAAAAUUAUUAAGAUUUUGUUUCUCGUCUUUGCACAGGAAAUACCUGAUAGAGUAUGUCACUCCGAUCAUACAAGGAUUAUAAUGUAUUACAUUAUUAUUUUAAUUUCAAGAACCGAUUUUUUUCU